AUGCACCUUAUUGCCGUUACUGUAUCAGAGGCUUCACGAAUACUGGCCGUUCUCUACGAAACAAGAAUAAUUAAGAGACCGGAGGAUAAGUUCGAUAUGGUCGUUUUCCUGUCUGUGGCUGCACGCUUUGCUUCGAUGUGUUCGCUGUUGACGAUGAUUCCGGCGAUGAUCACCGAGCGUUCAUUCGCAUCACGUUUCAUUUCUGAUUACGAGAAACUGCCGAGAUGCUGGAUUUCCUCUCUAAUCAACGGCAUAGCCAUAGUUCUGUUCAUAUCCUACUAUAUCCUAUGCAUGUUAGGUGUACCUAGUCAUGGACAAAAGCAGCAGGCAUGGCCUGAACCCAGAUCAACGGUAUUCGAGUAUCGUGUUUAUCCACUACUCUACUGCAAGCCCGGGCUUCGCCCAUGUAUGUCACCCUUCUUCAUAUUGGUCGUGGUUCUAAUAUCUGUACUUAUUAUGACAUUAUCGUCUGUGACUAUCAUUAUGGUCCAUCGUAAAGACGUGGCCAUCCUACACGACCUUACGAACAAAACAGGCUUGUCAACAGUCACCUACACACUAAGCCUCAAAUUCCAACUUGAGGAAAAUGUUCGAGUGACCAGGCUAGUGAUGUUUCUUUCUAUGGGUUAUUCAGUAUGGGGAUUUAUCGGAUGUGGACUUAAUGGCACAGCGUUUAUAAUUUUUGAUGCGACGGAUCCCCUUGGACAUUUAUUCUAUGCGCUGUUCAACAACUACGCCGCCCUGUAA
Haemonchus placei is the source of this 747-nucleotide messenger RNA. The record is from the annotation of a GenBank genome assembly. NCBI's taxonomy places the organism in Eukaryota, Metazoa, Nematoda, Chromadorea, Rhabditida, Trichostrongylidae.